Molecule: messenger RNA, 1317 nt
Organism: Necator americanus (New World hookworm)
Lineage: Eukaryota; Metazoa; Nematoda; Chromadorea; Rhabditida; Ancylostomatidae
Exons: 11
Coding region: 1-1317 (438 amino acids)
Cellular component (GO): membrane
Source: RefSeq, a predicted model, not a curated record
AUGUCCUCUUCUGAUAUUGAUGACUUGCUGAAGUCGUUGACUCCUGGAAAACGCGCCAGUCGACGGUCUGUAUGGAAUCAAACCUUGUCCUUUGUCGAUAAUAUAAACAAAAAGCCACCUCCUGUUCAAAUGGCUGUUGGAGGAGGAGCUGGAUUGUGUGUCGGCUAUAUCUUCACUCGAACAAGCAAAGCUGCGGCGACGGCUCUUGGAUUAUCUCUCUUCGCAUUUCAGGUUGCCCUUUUAGCAUUUGCGUUAACCAUUUCGGAAUCAGGUAUGAUUCUUAGCGCGGAUGUACUAGAAGUCCUACAGAGCUACUUAAAGUGGGCUGUUAUUCCUGCUGCUUUAUACUCUGUCUAUAAAUUAUGCACGUAUUUAAUUCCUGGGCCACACCGUCAUCCUAAACUGUCAUUCAAGGACAAAACUGUUUUAAUAACCGGUGCGAGUUCAGGCCUGGGACGUGCGUUGGCGUUCGAACUGUAUAGAAGAGGUGCUAAAGUAAUUGUCACAGCACGAAGCAUUGACAAAUUGAAGGGAUUGUGUGAGGAACUUAAGCGGAGCGGUAUUGAGAAUCCUCAUGAACCAUCUUACAGCUAUCUUGAUGUGAGCGAACCAAUGGAUGUGGAGGCCCUCAAAAAUUUAGCUAUUGAUGGGAAGACCAUUCACGUCUUAAUUAACAAUGCUGGACUUUCGAUGCGUGGAUCAAUAAAUGACACACCUAUCAGCAUUUACAAGCAGCUAAUGGAUGUGAACUUCUUCGGACAUGUUGUUAUUACUCAAAAACUCCUUAAUUCAAUUCCUGAUGAUGGAUGUAUAAUUGCAACGAGCAGCGUUCAAGGGAAACUACCCAUCCCAUAUAGAAGCGCUUAUGGGGCGAGUAAACAUGCCUUUCAGGCUUUCUUUGAUACUCUCCGUUGCGAAUCUCGCCCUAAUAUGCAUAUUCUUACUGUAUCUGCUGGUUAUAUGAACACAGGUUUCGGGAAGCGUGCCUUAGAUACGCAAGGUCAUGCUGUGGGUAAGGAGGACGAGAAACAGUUAAAGGGCUUGUCACCGGAAGAAGCAGCCAACAUCAUCCUACGAGCGGCAUCCGCUCGCGAAACAGAUCUCGUAUGCAAUUACCGUGGAUACAUCAAACUGAAUCGUUCGAAGUUCGAGAGGGAUCUCAGAGAAUUGAAAGAAGGGCUUGAACGGAACUUGCUUGGGGAGUCGUCUCGUCCCGUUAUACCGGACGAAAAGGAGGUGAGCAACUUUUUGCGCUCUAACGCUUGGCUACUUGGUGGAUUCGCUGCUGGAUGGCUGCUAGGCUUUGGACUGGCUUGA